AUGUUCCAACCUUUCCAAAAUGAAGUUGGCUUGCGGGCACCAACAAGCCUUGAUGCCUGGCCUGCUCAAUCGGAACCAUAUCCCGAUUUUCCGGUGACUUUAUCUUUCGACCAUCUCGAUGGCAGUAAUUCGGUUGCGCCGCCUAAGAACCCUGACCUGGUCGACUUUAUUGCAUCAACACAACCACAACUCAGCCUUGCCACACACCAGGGUCUCUCAUCUUCUCGGAUGGUCCCUCGACAAGCACCGGUGGAGUCGCCAACACAAGACACAGUCGCCCCUGGUCUUCUAAGUCUUGACAGCGGACCUCCUGCUGAAGGGACCGCCAAUUCGCUCAAUACCUUGAAUCCGGCCGAUAACGAGGAAUAUAAACGACUGCUAGGCACCAGCGAGAUACAGAGAAAGACCUCUUCAAGGUGCAGCAGCAAGCACAGAGCUCAAUCUCGGGACGAGAAGCCAUCCUCCAAUCUCCAAGCUCAUAGAAAGACCAGUCGAUCUCCGUCGUCCAGUGACGGCGAAGACUCGGCGAGCGCUCGAGCUAAACACAAUCAUUCCGUGGUCGAACGUAGAUAUCGAGAUAAUCUGAAUGGCAAAAUCACCCAACUUCAUCACACCUUACAAGCAAUUGAAGCCAAUCCACGAUGGCGGAGUUCCAUCUCGCAACAGUCGCAUCCGGCCAGGAGAGUUCGGAAGAGCGACAUUAUGAUGCGAGCUAUACAGUACGUCCACUCGUCGGAACUUGAAAUGCGCCAUAUGACAGACGAGAUUCGUCACCUGCGAGACCGGGUCCAGGGCCUCGAGAAGCUCGUCAAAUGCGAUGACUGCGUUUUGGUCAAAAGUUUACGAGGUCUGAGCGUCAGACAACCUUGCUGA
This is a messenger RNA of Exophiala xenobiotica, 873 nucleotides long. RefSeq lists its product as uncharacterized. The coding region runs from base 1 to 873 and encodes 290 amino acids. The transcript has a single exon. The record is from RefSeq and is a predicted model, not a curated record. NCBI's taxonomy places the organism in Eukaryota, Fungi, Ascomycota, Eurotiomycetes, Chaetothyriales, Herpotrichiellaceae. Gene Ontology annotation, molecular function: protein dimerization activity.